AUGCAGUCACCUGUACAGCUUGCGAGUACUGACUUCACCAUGCAGUCCCUCCUUCUGGUACUUCAAGUCUUAGCUCAUCUUGGGAACGACGACUUCGUCGAGGUUAUAACUGAUGUUUGCGUCUUGGUUGGCGCUGAAGACAAAGAUGUCUGUGAAGGUGCUAUUUCCAGAGAAGGUCCUAUAUUGGCUCACGACCUUCGCAACAUGGUCAUUCCAUCUCACACAUCAACCCUCUUCUGCGGCACCAUCUUUGGGCUAUGCGACUACCCUGACAUAACUGAAUAUACAGUGCAAUUCCCGUCCGAUAAGCCAGCGAAUGCGACUCGACCUGCCCGAGCGGAGAAACGCCUAUUCAAGUUGUUCAUUUCAGCGACAUCCACGUCGACCUUUCCUACGAGGAGGGAGCCAAGUACGAGCACUGUCAACUACAACUGCACCAAAAAUAUCUGUUGCCGCCCAUACACAUCAAGCGAUGCCCCGGGAAAUACCAGCUACCCUGCCGGACCGUUCGGAAACAAUAAAUGCGACUCACCUGUAGACCUCGAGGAGAGCAUGUACAAAGCGAUCCAAAGUUUUGCCUCUGACGCGGCAUUCAGCAUUUUCACCGGUGAUGUCGUUGAAGGAGCUGUCUGGCUGGUCAACGAAACCGAAGUGACCAACGAUCUGAACGAUGCAUUCAGCACUCGCAUGCCAUCUUACCUACACACGGUCUACGGUGUAGUUGGAAACCACGACGCCGCGCCAGUGAAUUCAUUCCCGCCAGCCGAUGUCGAGACCACUAUCUCAAGCCAAUGGGUCUACGACACCCUUGCGUCUGACUGGACCCAGUGGAUUGGCCCUACGACCGCAGCAGCCGUCAAACACUACGGCGCCUAUUCUGUAAAAUACCCCGGCGGAAACCUCAAAUUGAUCUCCUUCAACACCCAGCUCUACUACAAGGAGAAUUUCUGGCUGUACGAGAAAACAAUGGCGCCCGACCCCAGCGGACAGCUUGCAUGGUUGGUCAAUGAACUUGACGCCGCAGAGUCUGCUGGUGAGCGGGUCUGGUUGAUGGGCCACAUGCCUAUGGGCGCAAGCGAUGCAUUCCAUGAUGGCUCGAGCUAUUUCAACCAGAUUAUCCAACGCUACGAAGCAACUAUUGCGGCAUGUUUCUACGGUCACACUCACAAGGACGAAUUUGAGAUUGCUUAUGCUGAUAACUCGAGUCCUUCUGCCGAUACGGCUACUAUGAUGUCGUAUAUUGCCCCGGCCUUGACUCCUACGUCUGGUAAUCCUACUUUCCGCGUGUACUCUGUGGAUCCUGUGACCUUUGGCAUCCUGGAUUUCACAGUCUACAUCGCAAACAUGUCGAGCUCAACCUACCAAACCAACCCAACUUGGGAAAAGUACUACUCUGCGAAAGAGGCAUACGGGUCUCUUCUUUCACCAGCCAUUACCGACAGUGCGGCUGAAUUGACGCCGGAGUUCUGGCACAACGUGACUACGUUGUUUGAGAAGAACGAUACCGCUUUCCAGGAUUACGUCGCCAGAAAGACUCGCGGAUGGGACUACAGCUCUUGUAUAGGUGAUUGUAAGACAGGCGAGAUUUGCCAGCUCCGUGCGGCCGAGUCGCAGUAUAAUUGUGUAGAAAUUACUCCGGGAAUCAACUUCAAGAGGGCCAAGCGAUCAACGUCCGGGGCCGCAUUGCACCAGCAGAGUACUUGUGGAGAGUCGGUUAUCGGAGUCAUGUUUUCGAACUUUGAGGGCGCCGUGGAGGCGAUUGGUAAGGCUGCCGAGAAGCUGGGCUCGAGCUUCCUGGAUGCUUCAGUGAAUUCUACGUUAUCAUAG
This is a messenger RNA of Penicillium chermesinum, 1827 nucleotides long. Its product is annotated as sphingomyelin phosphodiesterase. Lineage: Eukaryota; Fungi; Ascomycota; Eurotiomycetes; Eurotiales; Aspergillaceae. The coding region runs from base 1 to 1827 and encodes 608 amino acids. The record is from RefSeq and is a predicted model, not a curated record. Gene Ontology annotation, molecular function: sphingomyelin phosphodiesterase activity. The transcript has 4 exons. Gene Ontology annotation, biological process: sphingomyelin catabolic process.